AUGUAUACUAUCAAUAACCAUUUGCAUAGAAAAACAUCAUCAAACAUCAAAAGCAAUGAGGUACAAAAAUACAACUAUCCCAAAUAACAUCAUAAAUAUUCCAAUACUCAACUAAUGUAGAAAUUGGCAGGUCUGUAAGUACUUAAGAAAUUAAUAACAGGACCAUCCAAAUCAUUAAAUCACAAUAACUCUAAGACCAGAAUACGUACAGAGGGGAACGAGAAGCAAUUUAAAGGUCAAAUGUCAAUCUCGCCAAAAAAAGAGAAAGAAAAGGAACAAUCUGCUUCACCUCCUUAAAGAAAUUCUCAUGCUUAAGUUAAUGUUAUUUCGAACCUAAUAAAUUAAAAUUUGAAUCAUACUGAAUAUAAACGAUUAACCAGAGAGCAGAGAAAUCAAAGUGCAGAUUUUCAAGCACUUUUAUCGCAAUAACGGAACGAGAAUGGCAAUUUGAAGAAUAGUACAAAAAAGAAAUUCAAUUCUUAUGGAAAUUUGAAUGAAUAAGUAUAUUUCUCAUAGAGAAGUGGAUUGUCUGAGUGCCCAUCUGCUUUACAACUCAUUCAAAACACUAUUGAUUAAAAACUCAUGGGAUUAAAGGGAUCUGCAUCUAUGAAGUAGUUUCCCUCUCCUCCAACUAUAAAACUAUAACAAUAAUAACAAAUAACAACCCAAGAAUUCAAAGAGAAAUUAAGCAACUUAAGUAGAGAUUUAAGGUAAAAUAAAAUUUAAAUUGAAGAUGAAUUGCUAAAGACAUAAAAGAAAUAGAAUUAAAAAUGUGUCACUCGAUAUGAUAAUAAAGAAGGGGAAAAGUAACAAAGGGAGAACAUAUCGCAGAGAAGUAAAUCAGUUGACUCCUAAUCUUCUUUAUUGGAAAAUUUAAAAUAACGUUAUGAGUGUGAUGAAACACAAAAAUUGAAUUACUAUCAGACUUAAGCAGAUGAUGAGUAUAGAGGCAACCAAUAAACUUAUAUCAAACAAAGAAAAUUGGAAAGCAAGAUAGAUCAAUUAGUAGUUUAAGUUCAAUUAUUAAAAAAGAAAUCUGAAUAGUUAGAAUUGUAAAAUAAGUUUCUGUUUGAAAAUCUAACUAAAUUUCAACAAGAAACAGAUUGCAGUACAGAUGAGAGAAACCUUUUGAUGAAUAAAUUAGAUUAAAUGAUAGGAAUGUAAAAACGGUAGGAAGAGAAUCUUAAUUUCUUUAAAUAGAUCUUUGCCAAAGGAUAUGAUCAAUCUCGAAGAAUAAAAACUGAGUAACAUCAGUAAUAAGUAGAAGAAGAAAAUAUGAAGAUAAAUUAGAAAACAGAAUCUAAAUAACGACCUUUUGUCAAGUCCGCUUAUUAAGGACUAGAUUUUAACAUUUGA
Messenger RNA from Paramecium tetraurelia, 1356 nucleotides. RefSeq lists its product as uncharacterized. The transcript has 2 exons. The record is from RefSeq and is a predicted model, not a curated record. Lineage: Eukaryota; Ciliophora; Oligohymenophorea; Peniculida; Parameciidae.